Molecule: messenger RNA, 2079 nt
Organism: Osmia lignaria (orchard mason bee)
Lineage: Eukaryota; Metazoa; Arthropoda; Insecta; Hymenoptera; Megachilidae
Product: Inverted repeat-binding protein
Biological process (GO): telomere maintenance; double-strand break repair via nonhomologous end joining
Cellular component (GO): nucleus; Ku70:Ku80 complex
Molecular function (GO): DNA helicase activity; damaged DNA binding; double-stranded DNA binding
Source: RefSeq, a predicted model, not a curated record
GGUGGAAUUUGAGUUUAUUUACUAUAAAAGGUUUAAUUUUGCAAUUUAACUGUAAUUAACGUUUUAGUUUGUAUGUUAAUUAUAAAUUUGUAUAAUAUAAGGAUAUAUAAAAUAGGCCGGUUGUCCACUUGCACUCAAAAUACCCUCACAUCAAUUGUCUAAUCAGUGUUUGAAUUCACCAUUGAUCUUUCUUCCUGAAGAAAAAUAAACGGCUAAAUUUGAACUUUGUUAAUUAAACUGCAAAAUGUCAUUCAGUGACGAAGAUGUGGAAAAUGAGGAAAGUGAUGAGGGAAAUUUUAAAGACCUUUAUGGUGUGCGAGAUGGGGUACUGUUUGUAAUUGAUGCGACACCUCCAAUGUUUGAAAAUGAUCCAGAUGAAGGAAUUCCGUACUUUUUACAAUGCAUUAGGCAAUACAAAGAAGUUCUUAAACAAAAAUUGGUAUGGUGCAGACAAGAUUGGAUGGGUUUAAUUCUAUUUGGUACAGAUAAAGGGGAUACAAAUUCAGGAACAAGACAUAUUUUAACCCUGCAGAAAUUAGAUGUUGUUUCAAUGGGUGAUUUAAAAGAAAUAAUGGAAAUAGAUGAAGGAGGCAAGUGGAAAUAUUACAAAGAUAUUGCUUCUACUACAGCUUAUCCAUUACAUGAUGUUUUAUGGGAAGCAGCAAGAGUAUUUAGGUCUGUCACUGUUACUAUGCCAAUUCGGAAAGUUCUUCUUUUUACAUGUAAAGAUAAUCCACCAGUGACUGAUAAUGAAAAACAUAGAAUAAGAGUAAAAGUACAAAGUUACAAUGAUAUAGAACUUCAGUUAUUUGUUGUUGGGCUGGGUGAAAAUUGGAAUCAUGAUGUCUUUUAUAAAGAUUUAGAAAUGCUAUCUGAAAAAAUAGAUCCUGAUGAUUACGAGAGAAUGUCUUUAAGAGAUAUAGUGCAGCAAAUAAAAUUACCAUCUAGGAAUAUGGCAAAACUCCCUUUGAGACUCGGAGAAAAUGUGAAUAUAGAUGUUGUUCUUUGUAACCUUUGCGUUAAAACAGAAUAUUUGAAAAAGAACAACAUAAGCAAAGCUACAAGUACUCCAUUAACUUCAUGCACGUAUUUACAAAUAGCCAGUGAUGGAGGAGAAGCAGGAGAUGAAGAAAGCAAAGAGAGAGCAUCUCCUGUUUUAGAAAUGGAUGUUAAAAAAUAUCUAACGUUUGGUGGUAAAAAUAUAUUUCUUACACUAGCGGAAGAAAGGACUUGGUGUACAAUGCGAGAACGAGGCAUUGAUUUAAUUUGUAUAAAACCUAUUUCUUAUCAUCCGUUGUACCACUUUGGGCCACCACAUUUUGUCAUACCUGUUAAAAAAAGUAAUAAAGAUAAAAAUUUAUUAUUUGGGGCGUUACUUCAUAAAUGCGAUGCAAGAGAUUUAAUGAUAAUAUGUGCAGUGUCAAUACGAAAACAUUCUUCACCCAUUUUAUACACUAUGAUACCACAUACUAGAAGAGGAGGAUUUUAUUUAUAUAAAAUACCAUUUAAAGAAAAUGUUCGAAAGCUUAAUGAAUCUAAUCUGUCGGAUUACAUAUACGAUGAUAAUGAAAAUCCACCUCCAACCAAUGCAAAUGGUAUUGAGUUAUUCGAAAAAAUGAUAAAUAAAUUAAACAUUGAAUAUAAUCCAGAUUUGUUUUCAAAUCCUAAACUUCAAAUUCAACAACAGACUAUAGAAACAUUAGCCUUACAGUUAGAAGAAAGUGAUCCCCCACCUGAUACUACACUUCCAAACACUGAAGAGAUACGGGAACGGGUAAAAGACUUAUUGGAAGAAUACAAUGAAAUAUUUAAUGAAGACACUGAUAAUUCAAGGGUUGAACCGGCCAAGAAAAAAAGUAAAAGUGCUGGCACAGCAGGAGAAAGUACUGCGUUAGAAGAUCCAAAUAAAAUCCGAGAGCUUGCUAUGAAUGGACAGAUACAAAAGUUCACAGUACCUCAGUUAAAAAACAUAUUACAGAAGUUAUGUUUAAAAACAUCUGGUAAAAAAGAAGAGUUAAUAAAUAGAAUUAAGGAACAUUAUAAAUGAAGCAUUAAAGAUUUUUAACGCAACAAUUACGU